Molecule: messenger RNA, 4635 nt
Organism: Exaiptasia diaphana
Lineage: Eukaryota; Metazoa; Cnidaria; Anthozoa; Actiniaria; Aiptasiidae
Product: cytosolic carboxypeptidase 1
Exons: 27
Coding region: 180-3536 (1118 amino acids)
Biological process (GO): proteolysis; protein side chain deglutamylation; C-terminal protein deglutamylation
Molecular function (GO): metallocarboxypeptidase activity; protein binding; zinc ion binding
Source: RefSeq, a predicted model, not a curated record
AUGGCGGAAAUGCCAACGACCUUUUAUGAACWACACUGAAAAAAGCCGAUUAUUCACGCUUUGUUUGUAUUGUUUAUAACCAAGGAACCAUUUGUAAUACAAGGUCGGAGGACCAAGUAAACGUCAUGCCUUAUUUAGCAGAAUUUGUCAGGUACUGUUAUCUUUGAAAAGAGAUUACCAUGAGCAAGUCAGGAGCGAAAAGUGCAAGAAUUGGGAAUCUUCUUGAGCAAUUACAGAAGCUGUGCCUUGCUGUGUCUGAGAGCAGAAAUGAACUGGACAAAGACAAUGAACAGCUGCGUUAUAUCACAAACAAAGUGCAACAAAUGCUGUCAACACAAGAAAAAUGCAGAAAAGAUCUAAUGACAAAAUUUCCUGAUGGAAUUUCAACACUUCUUCUCAUUCUGGAGAUGUCCAAUGAUUCUCAGCUUACUCUAAAUGUUAUGGGAUGUCUCUCUGAGCUUCUGACUUCAGGUAAAAGAGCUUCGGUUUUGGCUGCCAAAGGAACUGUAGAUAUUGUACUGAAGAUAAUUAUCAAUGCAAGUCAUGAAAGCCCACCCAAUGAAGAGGUUAUUCUAUUAGGCCAUGUCUUACUUACUAAAGUAGGACCAAAAGAUCGUAAGUUCUGCCUGAAAGCAAGACUAACAGGUGCGCUCCAAGUGACGAUGAACACAAUACGAAACAAUACYUGCAACUUUAGAGCUCUUCAAUGUACACUUGUGGUCAUGAAGCUGUACACAGCCAAUGCUGUGAACUGUAACAACUUGGGCAAGGCCGGAGCUGUUUCUGUACUGUUCAAGAUUGUCACUGCUUGUGGGCAUAAGAGAAUAACAUGUCUUAAGCUUGCACUCGACGUCAUAGCGGCUCUCGUCAAAUCAAAAACKAGCGCUAGCAAGGCAGUGAAUUAUGGUGCAGURCCCGUCUUACUUCAGAUGUUCAAUGAYUGGCAUCGAACAGAUCACCAUAACAGACAGACAGGUGUAAGAAAAGCCAUUGCUGGAGUCUUAAAGAGUAUUACUAUGACAAAAUCAGGAAAAAAAGCGUUUAUUCAGUCUGAUGGAAUCAAGGUUUUAUACACCCUGUCUUUAGAGAACUUAGACAGUCGCGAAUUGGACAGCGUCAACAUCUUAUGCAGUCAAAUCCUUAGACGUUGUUUCCCAAAGAACAAGCUUCCAAUUCCUUGCGCAUCGUCGCCACUAUCUUUUCAAAUACUAGACAUUGAUAGUGCGAGUAACCACAACACACAGAGCGCAGUGGACGCGAAUGAAGAUAGCGGAGAUGAUGAGUCAAGCGAGGUAGAGUCAGACGAUGAAGCAAGUGCAAAGGAAGAUAAAGAAGAGACUGGGAGUCAGGCUACGUCUCUCGAUGGCUUACCCAACGAAAACAAGAAACAAAAGCCGAGAGACGAUCUUCACAUGUAUGAGAAGUUUUUCCCUGAACUGUUUGAAUAUCAGGUUGAGUCAGAUGAUUCUCUAGAGGACGAACCAAUACUACCMAACACAAUCAUGAUUCCUACGGCCUCUGACGACCCAUUGAGCCCCAUGUCUAGUUUCUGUAAUCUGUACUCGUCAAACGUUGAGCAAACGGACAAUAACAACGGACAAGAUCCCUAUGGCUUGAGUGGAACAGAUCCACCGUUAGGCACCAGCCCACCGCAGACAUCAGGCUCUCCGACCUCGAACGACUGCACAAGUCGCUGUUCGUCAACGAACGAAAUACGAAGUGUUUUGCCGUCAGUUAAACAAGCAAUGCCUGAAAUACAUGGACACUACCCACCCGCCGAACCUGAACCCCUUGGACAGAAGAAGACCAGUUUACAGAAAACGAUGAUUUUCCGCGAUAUCGAGCGUCUAAUCCAACCACAAAAAGUAAUGGAUAAAGUSGUAUACGACCUGGACGCACUGCUGAAGCAAGACACCAAUGAAUCUAACGCUACACUAAAACCAGCCUGUGUUACUAAGUCCAGGAUAGGAAGUGGUGGCAGUAAUUCAAGUACUUCAGACUCUGAAAAAAUGUCCAAUGAUGGCGGUGGUAGAACGUUGAAGUUUGAAUCUCGUUUUGAAUGUGGGAACUUACGUAAAGCCAUACAAAUACGUGAAAACGAAUAUGACCUCAUUCUAAAUCCUGAUAUCAACUGCAGACAUCAUCAUCAAUGGUUCUACUUCGAGGUCUCGAAUAUGGAAGCUGAUGUACCCUAUAAAUUCAAUAUAGUCAACUGUGAAAAGAUCAACAGUCAAUUUAAUUUCGGAAUGCAGCCAGUUUUGUACAGCAGUGAAGAGGCGCUUAAUGGCCGUCCAGGUUGGAUACGAGCGGGAAGCAACGUYUGUUAUUAUCGUAACUACUUCUCGCGGCAGCAAAACGGAUGUCAACGCAGUAAAACUUACUUUACGUCAACGUUCACUAUUACGUUUCCGUACACGGACGAUACGUGUUAUCUGGCCUACCACUACCCAUACUCCUUUACGAUGCUACAGGAUCACUUAUCUCGUUUGGAGGCAUCCGUAUCAAAUGAUAUUUUCUAUCGUCGAUUAACUCUCUGCCACACCCUAUCGGGAAACCCCUGUGACGUCAUUACCAUAACAGCUGCGCCUAGACGUAAAGAUUCAUUUUCAUUAGAAUCAUUCAAAAACAGACCGUACGUAUUUUUAACAGCUCGUGUACACCCUGGUGAAAGCAACUCUAGCUGGGUUAUGAAAGGUGUUCUGGACUUCUUGCUCAGCGCGUUGUACACUGCAAAGAAUCUCCGAGAAAGAUUUAUUUUUAAAAUAAUCCCGAUGCUGAACGUUGACGGCGUAAUUAAUGGAUGCCAUCGUUGUUCACUGUCAGGAGACGAUCUUAAUCGACGUUGGAUAAACCCUAGUAUGAUAYUACAUCCCACAAUAUAUCAUACUAAAGGCUUGUUACAAUACUUACAAAGUACCAAUAGAACACCAUUGGUUUACUGUGAUUUUCACGGACAUUCCAGGAAAAAGAAUGUAUUUAUUUACGGCUGUAGCAAAGCAGCGUCGAUCUCAUCCGGUUCUUCACCAGAAGUCGACGAUGCUUCCGUCUCUAACGAUCGUGCAACAGAUGCUAUGUCCGAGUCCGAUUCCACAAGCAGUAUGGACGCUAGCGAAAUUGUUGAAGACCUUGGUUAUCGGACAUUACCCAGUGUUCUUCACAACAUUGCGCCAGCGUUCUUUCUGGGCAGCUGUAGUUUCUUAGUGGAGCCGUCAAAAGAAUCGACCGCGCGCGUCGUCGUUUGGCGGGAAAUCGGCGUGUUGCGUAGUUACACUAUGGAGAGCACUUACAGUGGGUGUGAUCAGGGACCAUAUAAGGGUUGCCAUCUUGGUACUCGUGAACUAGAGGAGAUGGGACGAUUUUUCUGCGCAGGUCUUUUGCGUAUCGCUAGACCGUUUGCACGUCGUGAUCGCUCUCAGGCCAGCAAUCACAGCAUUGAUACGAAUGAAAAUAGCGACAAUUGGAUUCGUUCCAGUGAACUUUUCGUCCCAGUCCCUUCUAUUCCACAUGAUGAUGAGGACAGUAGUGGGGAGAAUUGACUCCAACAAAAUAUACAAUUAAUAAUUAUGAACAAAUAAUAAUUAUGAACUUACGAAAAGCAGCAGUCGAAAAUUAUCACGAAAAAAGACAACUGCUCGAACGAUUUUACCAACUUGAUACCUUCGCGUUAAAACGCAAUGUGCUUUGCGUAAAGCGUUAGAACGUUUUUUCAAAUGCGUUGACUUUCAUUUAAGGCAGAUUUUUUGGGGUUAAAAUGUCAACUUUUGCGCGACAUCCUCUACCUAAAUUUACAAAAUAGUUUAUAUUUCAUUGAUUUAAUAUUCAAGACGUAAAUUCAAAUCAAAACUAUGAUCUUCUAUUUUUUACCGUUAAACCGUMACAGCGUUGAUCGCUGAUUGCGUAAAAAACAGUAUCGUUUUCAUGACGUCUUUAUGAACGAUUAGAGCGUUUUUCGUACGAGUGGGGAAAUGUCCGUAAGUUAAGAUUAAUAAGAAGUUUUCAGUAAUGGCCACAAAUUUCAAACGCAGCCCCUACAUGUGCCAGUUCAGUGCAAAUUCAUCCAAUCUUUUUUUUACGCUUGAUAUUUCAUUUGUAUUGAAACAUGAGGCAUUCGACGUUGAAAUGUUUGUUCAACACGUUUUCGCGCUGAUCUCGAUCUUUAACAGAUUUUUAUAUAUAUUUACAAUUUUUUUUAUUUUAGCUAUCUUAGAAUUACCGUUAGUCAGUUACCAAAUAUAUAUUUAACAUUGGCUAUUUGUUUAUGUUGUUACUUUUGAAUUCAUCCUCGGGAUCCCUCCACAGUAUUUGCUUUCUGAGGAUGUGCUGAAUUAUUUAAUGCCGCUUUACUUCCCUAGAAGAGUUCCCAUGAUUGGUUAAAAUAGCAAGCCGCUUUGAUUAGCGAACCUCACAUUUGCAUAUUCAGUGGAAAUUUCUCCAACCUUUAUCUUAUAUGCUUUAACUUCGUCACAAGUGAGAUUCGGCGUUAUAGAAAGGGGUAACAAGUCUCUCUCCGUGACAAGCGAUCGUACACAUAUUUAUACUGACUGCCGUGUCAAAAAUACAAAUUAAUUUGAUGAUGUUAUUAGAUAUUUGUUGCUAGUUUUAUAUUUCAAAAUUAAUAAAUUGCUUAUUCUUCUG